Messenger RNA from Astyanax mexicanus (Mexican tetra), 1621 nucleotides. Its product is annotated as tubulin alpha-1A chain-like. Gene Ontology annotation, molecular function: GTP binding; structural constituent of cytoskeleton. The record is from RefSeq and is a predicted model, not a curated record. Gene Ontology annotation, cellular component: cytoplasm; microtubule. Gene Ontology annotation, biological process: microtubule cytoskeleton organization; mitotic cell cycle. The transcript is spliced from 4 exons. Lineage: Eukaryota; Metazoa; Chordata; Actinopteri; Characiformes; Acestrorhamphidae. The coding region runs from base 174 to 1529 and encodes 451 amino acids.
GCUCACCUCUAAAUCAGUCAGGCAACAGAACUCUCUCACAAACAGGCUCGAGCCCUUUGUUGCCAACAACAAAGCUCGUUUCCACGGCAUCAUCGGGUCCUAUAUAUAACAAUAGCAUCACCGCAGAAACCUAAACACAAGAUCUCUCCUUCACACGAGACCAGCCGUCCAGAAUGCGUGAGUGUAUCUCAGUCCACGUUGGCCAGGCAGGUGUGCAGAUGGGAAAUGCCUGCUGGGAGCUGUACUGCUUGGAGCACGGUAUCCAGCCUGAUGGUCAGAUGCCCAGCGACAAAACCAUUGGUGGAGGAGACGACUCCUUCAACACUUUCUUCAGUGAGACUGGAGCUGGCAAGCACGUUCCCAGAGCGGUCUUCGUGGAUCUGGAGCCCACUGUCAUUGAUGAAGUCCGCACUGGUACCUACCGCCAGCUCUUUCACCCAGAGCAGUUAAUCACAGGGAAGGAAGAUGCUGCCAACAACUACGCCCGAGGUCACUACACCAUUGGCAAGGAGAUAAUUGACCUAGUGUUGGACAGAACCCGCAAACUGGCUGACCAGUGCACUGGGCUUCAGGGAUUCCUGAUUUUCCACAGUUUUGGUGGAGGUACCGGCUCUGGCUUCACCUCCCUGCUGAUGGAGCGUCUGUCUGUUGAUUACGGAAAGAAGUCCAAGCUAGAGUUUGCCAUUUAUCCAGCUCCACAGGUCUCCACAGCUGUGGUGGAGCCUUACAACUCCAUCCUGACCACCCACACCACCCUGGAGCACUCCGACUGUGCCUUCAUGGUAGAUAACGAGGCCAUCUACGACAUCUGCCGUAGAAACCUCGAUAUUGAGCGUCCCACCUACACCAACCUCAACAGGCUGAUUGGUCAGAUCGUCUCCUCCAUCACCGCCUCUCUGCGCUUCGAUGGAGCUCUUAAUGUAGAUCUGACCGAGUUCCAGACCAACCUGGUGCCCUACCCUCGUAUUCACUUCCCUCUGGCCACCUAUGCCCCCGUCAUCUCUGCUGAGAAGGCCUACCAUGAGCAGCUCUCUGUGGCUGAAAUCACAAACGCCUGCUUCGAACCAGCCAAUCAGAUGGUGAAGUGCGAUCCACGGCAUGGUAAAUACAUGGCCUGCUGCCUGCUGUACCGUGGUGAUGUGGUGCCCAAAGAUGUGAACUCCGCCAUCGCUACCAUCAAGACCAAACGUACCAUCCAGUUCGUGGACUGGUGUCCCACUGGCUUCAAAGUGGGCAUCAACUACCAGCCCCCCACUGUGGUUCCUGGAGGAGACCUGGCCAAGGUGCAGAGGGCCGUCUGCAUGCUGAGCAACACCACAGCCAUCGCUGAGGCCUGGGCUCGUCUGGACCAUAAGUUUGAUCUUAUGUACGCCAAGAGAGCCUUCGUCCACUGGUACGUUGGAGAGGGAAUGGAGGAGGGAGAGUUCUCAGAAGCCAGAGAAGACAUGGCUGCUUUGGAGAAAGAUUACGAAGAGGUCGGCACUGACAGCGUCGGGGAUGAGGGCGAGGAAGAGGGAGAAGAGUAUUAAUGUCACUUAAGUCUUCAUUUCUAUCAUUUGCUAAAGUUAUUUGCACAAAUGUAGUAUUUGUAUGUCAAUAAAAUGAUAUUUCCAUCAAAGAA